Molecule: messenger RNA, 998 nt
Organism: Anopheles darlingi
Lineage: Eukaryota; Metazoa; Arthropoda; Insecta; Diptera; Culicidae
Product: rRNA-processing protein UTP23 homolog
Exons: 2
Coding region: 164-943 (259 amino acids)
Cellular component (GO): small-subunit processome; nucleolus
Molecular function (GO): small ribosomal subunit rRNA binding
Source: RefSeq, a predicted model, not a curated record
UCAAAAAUCUCUGUAAAAAUUGAGAAAUUCUUAAUCAUUUUUAAACUAUUUCCUGUGCGAUAAGACCAAUCUGCACUUUCUCCGACGUUUCCGUUGAAAAAGAGGGUUGCGAAGGCUCAGCAGGUAAUGAAAAGGCGGUAGCGAAAAAUCCUGAUUUUGUACGAUGAAGAUCACAAAACACAAGAAAACUCGUAAGUAUAUGAGUUUCUACAUCAACAAUUUUGGAUUCCGCGAACCCCUGCUCUGCCUGAUCGAUGGAAGCUUCUGCCAUGCGGCCUACAAGAUCCGGUUACAAAUCGAAGAACAGCUGAAGAAGUACUUCCAGUGUGAGGUGAAACCGAUAGUGACGGCUUGUAUUAUUACGGAGACCGAUAAUCUAGGGGCCGGCUUCGUCGGCACCAGUCAGCUGUUGAAGCGCUUUCUGGUACAUCGGUGUGGCCACGAGAAGCACCCCAUCGACGGGUCCUCGUGCAUUAAGGCCAUCACGCAAACGUGUCGCUACAUCGUCGCAACACAGGACCGGGCACUGCAGCAGUGGGUCCGCUCGAAGCCGGCCAUUCCGCUGUUCUACCUGCAUAACAAUUCCGUACCAACGCUUGUGCAACCGUCGGAAGCGAAUCGGAAUGCUGCCAACGAGGGACAGCGUAGUCGAGUGCAGGUGCGCUCCUUGGAUCAACAGACGCUUACUUCUCUGAAACAGAAGGAAGGCCUCGCCGUACCCGAGGCGAAAGUUAUGCGUAAGAAAAAGAAACCCAAAAACCCCAAUCCCCUUUCGUGUAAAAAGCCAAAAAAGAAGAAAGAGGCAGCGGCCACCAAGAGCAACAGUUCGCCACAACAGCCGGCCAAAUCGGAUGGUGGAGUGGUGAAGAAGAAAAGCAGAAAACGAGUUAAAUUGCCUAAACAUGUUGUCGACCAUUUGAAAGCAGCCGUUGGUGGUCCUUAAUAAAAUGUAAUGUUGAACAGCAAAAGCAAAUGGUCCAUGUAUGACUUCGGAUGAA